Drosophila takahashii is the source of this 1305-nucleotide messenger RNA. RefSeq lists its product as uncharacterized. Lineage: Eukaryota; Metazoa; Arthropoda; Insecta; Diptera; Drosophilidae. The record is from RefSeq and is a predicted model, not a curated record.
UACACAAAGAACAGUCACCAUGCUGCCUGAUUGGCUAACGGAGGAGUAUAUCCAGAAGGCCCUGCAGGCCUUUUACAAGGACGAUCUGCUGCGAGUCCAGAAGGUCUGGGCCAAACCGGCAACGGAGAAAGGGGAGAACUUCGUGGGCGUUAUGACCCGGAUCUAUGUGGACUUCGAGCAGGGAGAUGGAACUGAGCAAAGUAAGUCCUACAUCCUGAAACAAGCCGUUCCCUCGGAUGCUCCCCAGGCGAAUAUCUUCGCGGAAUACGAUGUUUACAACAGGGAGCUGGAAAUGUACGACGUUGUCCUGCCCAAAAUGGCCAAGAUUCUGAAAGAGGUUGACUUCAACGAAAAACUGAUGGCGGAGGCCAUAAUAGUUGAUCGAGAACGCACCAUUAUGAUCCUGGAGGAUCUGGCUCCCCUCCGCUACACGAAUGCGGACAGAGUGAAGCAACUGGACAUGGUUCACACCAAGCUCGUUUUGGACAUGCUGGCCAAGUUCCACGCCGCAGCCAUUGUCCUGAACCAGCGCGAGCCGGAUCUUCUCAGUCGGAACUACGCAUCGCACUUCUUUUCUAGAGGCAAAAAGGGUUACGGGGAGGUCUUCGUGGGACUUUUCAGGGCAUUUAUAAGGUAUGUGAAGAGCAAGCCGAAUUUAAAGAGCCGCUAUGCAGACAAGUUGGAGCAUAUAACAACCAACUUGAUGGAUUACGCCGCCCGGUCUGUGGACGUGGGUGAAAAGGACCUGCAGACAUUAGUUCACGGCGACUGUUGGACCACCAACGUGAUGUACCUGUACGAUGAUGAGGGCCAUCCCACCACGGUCCUGCCCAUUGACUUCCAGUUCAGUACCCUAACAUCCCCGGUGGUCGAUUUGCACUAUUUCUUCAGUACGUCACUGAAGGUCGAUGUAAAGGCCAAGGAACUGGAGCUGGUGCAGUACCAUUACUAUGCUUUAAAAAGCACAUUGGAAGCACUUUCUUAUAAAGGGCUCUUUCCCAGUCUGUUUGAGUAUCAGCUGCAAUUCGAGAGGCGUCGUUUCUUGAGUGUAAUUAUUGCUAACGUAUUUCAACCAAUUAUGAUAUACACGGGAUGCGAGGACUGCGAGUUCGUAAAUCUCUAUCAGGAUACUGCAGAAGGAAUCAAGUUCCAGGACUCCAUGUAUGAAAGUGAAGAGAUUCAGAGAAGGAUUGACACAAUACUACCCAUUCUUGAUGCCAAGGGCUUUUUGGAUGCCCAUUAAAAUAAGACUGUUAAUUUUGUAUAUGGUUGAGUAAUAAAAUCAAUCUGAUUUUAGUGUAUAAA